Molecule: messenger RNA, 1884 nt
Organism: Pristis pectinata (smalltooth sawfish)
Lineage: Eukaryota; Metazoa; Chordata; Chondrichthyes; Rhinopristiformes; Pristidae
Product: zinc finger protein 239-like
Exons: 3
Coding region: 860-1654 (264 amino acids)
Biological process (GO): regulation of transcription by RNA polymerase II
Cellular component (GO): nucleus
Molecular function (GO): DNA-binding transcription activator activity, RNA polymerase II-specific; RNA polymerase II cis-regulatory region sequence-specific DNA binding
Source: RefSeq, a predicted model, not a curated record
GGCACCGCCUUGGAUGAUUUUGCAAAAAUAUUUAAACCUGGUGUCCACUGGUCCCGGAGCCAUCUCCUCGUUACUCUGCACACAAAACCAUCUUUUUUAUCCUCUCCACUCCUCAGAAGCACUUCUCCCGUCAAUAUGUGAAGCUAAACCCGCCCCCGAUCUCCGGAAUCACUUGGAUGUGUCCCCGAAAAUAAAUUCCCAACUCUGCGUCCGCUUGUGAGGUCCGAGCUGAGUGAAUCUUGUUAAAAGGAGCCACUUACAAACAGUGAAUGUCUCUCGGCACUGCGUUGGGGCAUUCGGCUUGGUAUAUUGAUUUCAGGCACCUGCAGAUGUUUUGAUUUUGCUGCUUUCUCUGCCGGCCUGGCCCAAGGUGGACUCCAGGCCCCGGCUGGUGAAUGACUGUUUUGAUGGGACCGUUUCUGGAGCCCUGGGGAUUGUGGGUAUAAAUGUGACCAUUGAUGAUGCUGCAAAAAGCACUUUGCCUUUGCUCUGCAGACAGUCUGGAAACACAGAUGAGCAAACUGAGAUUGGGACCAGUCUCCAGACACUGCUGAUGUCCAGAUCAUUGCAGGAUACAACAAGCAGAGGAUUUGUUUAUGGGAAUCUCAAACAAAACAUCAGCAGAUUCACACUGGGGAGAGGCCGUUCACCUGCUCUGAGUGUGGGAAGGGAUUCACUCGAUCAUUAGAAUUGCUGAUGCACCAAAGAAUUGACAGAGAAGAGGCCGUGUAUCUGCACUGAGUGUGGGAAGGGCUUCCUUCAGUCAUCCCACCUGCUGACACACUGGUGUAUUCAUACUGGGGAGUGGCCAUUCUCCUGCUCAAUGUGUGGUAAGGGAUUGGCUCAGUGAUCCAGCCUGAUGACGCACCAACGAGUUCAUGCUGGGGAAAGGCCAUUCUCCUGCUCGGAGUGUGGGAAGGGCUUUGCUGAUUCAUCCCAUUUGCUGACACACCAGCGAGUUCACACUGGGGAGAGGCCGUUCUGCUGCUCAACGUGUGGGAAAGGAUUCACUCAGUUAUCCAACCUGAUGACACACCAGCGAGUUCACAAUGGGGAGAAGCCAUACACCUGCUCCGAGUGCGGGAAGAGAUUCACUCGGUCGUCCCAUUUGCUGACACACCAGGGAGUUCACACCGGGGAGAAACCGUUCACCUGCUCCAAGUGUGGGAAGGGAUUCACGGAUAAGACCCAUUUGCUGACACACCAGCGAGUUCACACUGGGGAGAAGCCAUUCACCUGCUCCGAGUGUGGGAAGGGAUUCACUCAGUUAAACAACCUGAUAACGCACCAGAGAGUUCACACCGGGGAGAGGCCGUUCUCCUGCUCAACGUGUGGGAAAGGAUUCACUCAGGUAUCCAGCCUGAUGACACAUGAGCGGCUUCACACCGGGGAGAAGCCGUACACCUGCUCCGAUUGUGGGAAGGGGUUCACUCGAUCCUCCCUUUUGCUGGCACACCAGCGAGUUCACACCGGCGAGAGGCCCUUUGCCUGCCCUACAUGUGGGAAGGGAUACACUACGUCAUCCAGUCUGGUGAAGCACCAGCGAGUUCACGGCGGGGAGAGGCUAUUCACCUGCUCUGUGUGUGGGAAGGGAUUCCCUUGCUCAUCUGACCUGCGGCAACACCAGCGAAUUCACACUGUGGAGAAAGAUUAAACAUGCUGUAUGCUCAAUAUACAACCAUCACUGCUACUGAAAUCUAGCGCAAAUUCACAAGUGUUGCAGGUGUUCACGGGGGUCGGAUUCUGUCGAUGCUGCUGAUCUCACCCAGGAUUGAACCCUGGUCAUUGGGCACAGUUGAUUUUGUUUUGUAAUCUCUUUAACUCAGUUAGAGUUCAAUGUUCUGGAUCUCUGAUUAACAUAAAGCAUUUCUGUUUGAAACACUU